Messenger RNA from Cephus cinctus (wheat stem sawfly), 1822 nucleotides. Its product is annotated as CDK5 regulatory subunit-associated protein 3. Gene Ontology annotation, cellular component: endomembrane system. Bases 188 to 1756 code for a protein of 522 amino acids. NCBI's taxonomy places the organism in Eukaryota, Metazoa, Arthropoda, Insecta, Hymenoptera, Cephidae. The record is from RefSeq and is a predicted model, not a curated record. The transcript has 9 exons. Gene Ontology annotation, biological process: regulation of mitotic cell cycle; regulation of cyclin-dependent protein serine/threonine kinase activity.
CAAGUGGCAAGGAAGAAAAUUUAAAUAGGAAGUACGUGUCAUAUAGAGACAGGCGGUGGUUCAGCGUAUGUGCUACCGCGCCGUUAUUCAGUGACAAUAAAUAGAAUCUAUGUAGCAGCUGUUUUAACCUAAGAUUUGAAGUUUCAUUUAAUUUUUUAUCUAUAAAUUGACAUAAAAAUUCAGUAUCAUGGAGGAACAAAAUAUUCCAAUUGAAAUCAAUGCUGGUAAACUACUGGAAUGGUUAAUUAAUAGAAGACAUUGUAAUCGAGACUGGCAAUCAAACGUUUUAGUUAUAAGGGAAAAGAUUAAUAAUGCUAUUCAGGAUAUGCCGAUUCAUGAAGGCAUUGCUAAGUUGUUGUCUGGCACAUAUAUAAAUUAUUUUCACUGUAAAAGGAUAGUUGAAAUAUUGAAAGAAACUGAAGCAGAUUCCAAGAAUUUAUUUGGUCAUUAUGGAUCCCAACGAAUGAAAGAUUGGCAAGAAAUUCUGCGUUUGUAUGAAAAGGACAAUCUUUAUCUUGCAGAAGCUGCACAAAUGCUUAAUAGAAAUAUAACCUAUGAAGUACCCAGUUUUAAAAAACAAAUCCAAAAGUUUGAGCAAAGUCAAAAUGAGUUGGAUAAAAAACAAGCUGAGUAUAAGAAAUCAGAAAACACUGCACAAUCAGAAUUUACAGCUCUUUGCAAACAAUUAGGAAUUCCUGGAAAAAAAAUUAAAAGAGAAUUGGUAGAACGUAUCAUAGAGUUACCAGAAAUUUAUGAUAAAUUUGCUAAAAAAGCAAAAUCCAUAGAAAACGUUAUAGAAUUUUAUAGUACCUUUGUUCAGUAUACAUUAGGAAGACAACAUGAUGGUGGCUGCGUACCUAUGGUCAAAUACAUCUGUGAAAAUGGUAAUGUUACCACUUAUGAAUGGACAUACGGUGAACCACCAUUAUCCAUUAUGGAACCACCUUUGAAUAUAAACUUUGACGAUGAAGAUGACAAUACGAAUAGUCAAGACACUAUUAAUGAGAUAGAUUUUGGUGAAAGUGCUGCUGGUGGUAUUAAUUUGGGUGCAAUAGAUGCUGAUGGUGCUAUCAACUUUGGAGAUGAUGUUAAUUUAGAGAAUGCUGGGGAUAUAGACUGGGGUAACAUUGGUGUGGAUGAAGUUGUUGAAGGCGAGAUAGACUUCAACGUUUCUUUGGAAGAAUCGGGUAUUGUCGUUGAGGAUGCUGGAAAUGAUGGAGGCACUGCAACGGGAAACGAUGCUUUAACUAUAUUGGAUAAUCCAGCAACAAGAAAUGAUUUUAUUGACCAACUAUUUGAACUUGAAGCCUUUUUGAAAUUACGACUUUAUGAACUUCAAGGCGACAGUAGUAAGAGUCUUUUGACCAUGAGUCAAUUCCAAGAAGCAUCACCUUUGCUUCAACUUGCCACACUAGAUAGUACUCAAAGUAUGUUAGAUAAUGUCCAAGUUCUUCUAACGGAAAUUUUGGACAGCAGAGUUCAGCAUCUUCACAAUGUCAAACAUUCACCAAGGUAUGUGGACGUAUUGACUGGUGUAUUAAAGCAAAAACUGUCAUUGGUGGAAAAAAUGGUUCUAUCGCAAAAGUUGGUUGAGCAAAGAAUAAAAGAAGCUAGAGAACAAGCUCUUGCGUUACAACCAAUGUUAAAGCUUGUAAUACAAAGGACAAAAGAAUUACAGAUCGAGAUUGAACAAGAUAUAUCUAAGAAAUACAAAAACAGAGUGGUACGAUUAACAGGUGGUGUGCAUACCUUAUAAAUAACGAAAUUAAGUAACUGCGGGCUGUGGGAUACGUUUGAAAUAAUAAAAAUUGUAUAUGUUUCA